Acanthoscelides obtectus is the source of this 1005-nucleotide messenger RNA. NCBI's taxonomy places the organism in Eukaryota, Metazoa, Arthropoda, Insecta, Coleoptera, Chrysomelidae. The record is from the annotation of a GenBank genome assembly.
AUUCGUGUCACGAGGCUUCAAAGCGAUAUGACAAGAGAUUUUAAUAUAGUGUCAAAUGGUCAAAAGUGACAAAUAUAGUUUUUUAUAAAAUGCUGACCUCAGAAAUAACUUUCGCGCAAACCAAUAGUCUAAAUUUAUUAUUGAAGCAGCAAGUGGUGAAGCAUAUCGAAGAAAUUGAUGAUCCUACAGAAGAAAAAGAGUACAAGAAGCUGGACCUGACGAAGGCCUUGGAGCUGUACAGCGAAGACGCGUACGACGAAACGAAGAUCCGUCUGGCCAACGUUCAGAUCGAGGAAUCGACCUUCUCGAAUCAGCACAAGGCUCGUUGUGACACGUACGAUCUGCUGGAGGUCGUCUUGGAGCAUGUUUUGCAGCACUCGGAGUGCUUGAUGCUCGAGGUGCGGUCAGCUAACAGAUUGGCGCUGGUGCUGAACAGCUUCGCGGUUAGAGAGAACUACGCUAACGAAGCCGUCUCGGCUGCAUUGAGCAACUUGUGCCGCAGCCCUGGGCUUGAGCUGCUGGAAGAGAUCCGCGCGAAGGUUUUCGUGACCUUGAAUGGACACGAGAAAGUUAGGCAGCUACGGAAGGAAUACGAAAAGAGAAAAAACAAUUAUAGUUUGGCCCUAAAGAAUUUCAAGAUAAUUUUGGAAGUAAUCAACGUAAGCGAAGCGUCCCUGGUAAAGUUGAAGAAGCAGUUUGACGAAGUUUUAGAGAAUUUCCAACAGUGCCGAGCCGUUUUGGAUGAAGAGCUUCCUUGUGCGCUGGCUGAAAGGACCAAGGUUUUGAUAGAAAGCAUGACCAUGUUAGGUGGGGAAUGCAGCAUUUGGGGAAGACAUCGUACCGAAUUAUCCAGCUUAUUGAGAACGUUGGGGAGGACGAUCAGUGUCGGAGAGUACGCACUCAGGGAGCUAGAUCAGUCGCAGGAAGAAAAAUAGAAGUAUUAUAUGCAUUCUGUAGAUGUAACGUUAGAAUUAUCUGUAUUCAAUAAAUUGGUAUGCUCUUAGA